GCAGGGGGCGGGGCGGAGCGAAGGAUGUUUGCAAAGCAGACAAACGUGGUCAUGUUGUCAAAUGUGUGUUUUCUGCUUGUCAAUCUGCUCCGAUCGUACAGACGUGUCUGGUCCCCCCGCACCUAGUGCGCAGACUCUGAGCACACAGACAUGCUCUCGGAUCUAGGAAGGGGGGGAUUACCUUUUCAUUCUAUUUAGCGGCUUUCCCACCUAGUGCUGUUCUUUUUUAUUCCCCCUCUCCUGCUCAUCCAUUCAUUGCCGAUCAUUGCAUUCAUUGAUUUCCUCUGUGCCCCCUCUCUAUGAUCGCCCAUUGAUGUGUGUCUCACGUCCAAGGUGUGGGUCUCCUUGUUCCCAGGGGGAGCCCCCCUUCCUAUGUAGGUACAUUGGAUUAGAGAGUACGGUCUAAUCUACCUUCAUCCCAAGCCUGCUGUCAUCGGAUCACUUGUCAUCUCGGAUGAUCGCCAGGGAAGGACUUCGCCUUGUCUCCUCCAGUUUAUGAAUGGCCCUGAUAUGGAGGAAAUACCGUUUCAGAAAGUCAAAACCAGAAGGAAGAAGUGCCACUGCUCCCCCGCCCCCCCUCUGGAUUCCAUCGCAUGCGAAGACGAGUUCGAUUGCAAGGAGCUGGAAUCCCUCUUCCAGAAUUACAACCUGAAGCUGGAGCAGACGUCCACCUUGAAGGCUCUGGCGGUCCUCAUCAUCAUGACGGCUACCUUAGCCCUGGUAGAGCUCAUGUCUGGUCCAAGCCUCUCCAUCUCCAAAGGGUCCCAUCCUGUGCACUGUAUCAUUUUCGUGUCCCUCUUUAUUGUCACCAAUGUCAAGUACCUGCAGGUCACCCAGCUGCAGCAGAUCGUCAAGCUGACUUUGCUCUUCAGCUUCACUUUCUCCUUUCUGUGUUGUCCCUUCUCCUUGGGAGCCUAUGGCUUGGAGCCCCCCUCUUCCUCGGAGCAAGGAAUGUGGCAGCUCAUGCUGGUCAUGUUCAUCUCCUAUGCUCUGCUGCCUGUCAGGACCCUGCUGGCCAUCAUUUUUGGUUUCAUGGUGUCUGUAUCUCACAUCAUUGUGACGGCCACAUCCGUCAGCGUUAAAAGACACCGGCUCUGGAGAAUGCUUGUGGCCAAUGCUAUUCUUUUUGUCAGUGUGAAUUUGUCUGGGGUCUUCGUGCGGAUUCUGACAGAAAGGGCCCAGAGAAAAGCAUUUCUUCAGGCCAGAAACUGCAUUGAGGACAGACUCAGGCUAGAGGACGAAAAUGAAAAACAGGAACGUCUUUUAAUGAGCCUUUUACCCAGAAAUGUUGCCAUGGAAAUGAAAGAAGAUUUUCUGAAGCCACCUGAGAGAAUUUUCCAUAAAAUUUACAUUCAAAGACAUGACAAUGUUAGCAUUUUAUUUGCAGAUAUUGUUGGUUUCACAAGCUUGGCAUCCCAGUGUACAGCACAAGAGCUGGUAAAGCUGUUAAAUGAACUGUUUGGAAAGUUUGAUGAAUUGGCAACAGAAAAUCACUGUCGAAGAAUUAAGAUUCUUGGAGACUGUUACUAUUGUGUAUCUGGGUUAACACAGCCUAAAACAGAUCAUGCACAUUGCUGUGUUGAAAUGGGAUUGGAUAUGAUUGACACCAUUACAUCUGUUGCAGAGGCAACUGAAGUAGAUCUCAACAUGAGGGUUGGACUGCAUACUGGCCGUGUUCUUUGUGGUGUCCUGGGGCUUCGCAAAUGGCAGUAUGAUGUGUGGUCCAAUGAUGUUACACUGGCCAAUGUAAUGGAAGCUGGAGGAUUGCCUGGGAAGGUUCACAUAACAAAGACUACCCUAGAGUGCCUAAAUGGAGAUUAUGAAGUUGAACCAGGUUAUGGUCAUGAAAGAAACAGUUUCUUGAAAAAGCAUAACAUAGAAACAUUUUUCAUUGUGCCAUCUCAUAGAAAGAAGAUAUUUCCAGGACUGAUCCUGUCUGACAUAAAGCCUGCCAAAAGGAUGAAAUUCAAGACUGUCUGCUAUCUUUUAGUUCAACUCAUGCAUUGUCGUAAAAUGUUUAAAGCAGAAAUUCCAUUUUCAAAUGUGAUGACUUGUGAGGAUGAUGAUAAGAGGAGAGCUUUACGAACAGCCUCCGAGAAACUCAGGAACAGAACCUCUUUUUCUACAAAUGUCAUACACAACACCCCAGGAACCCGUGUGAAUCGUUACAUUAGCCGCUUGAUUGAAGCUCGGCAGACUGAUUCAGAGUUGACAGAUUUGAAUUUUAUAAGUUUGAAAUAUAAGCAAUCUGAACGUGAGCAGAAAUAUCACCAGCUUCAUGAUGAAUAUUUUACCAGCGCAGUGGUACUUUCAUUAAUUUUAGCUGCCUUAUUUGGCCUUGUCUACCUUUUAAUAAUCCCACAAAGCACUAUUGUCCUUGUCCUCCUGGUGUUCUGCAUAUGCUUCCUAGUGGCGUGCAUUAUGUACUUACAUGUCACACGAGUGCAGUGUUUUCCAGGGUGCCUAACAAUACAGAUACGAACCAUUUUAUGUAUUUUUAUAGUAAUAUUAAUUUAUUCUGUGGCACAAGGAUAUGUGGUUGGCUGCAUGCCUUGGUCAUGGAGUACAAAUUCCAGCAGCUCUAUUUUGAUUAUUUCUCCAAGUGGAGAGAAUAAAACCAUGGAGGAACGUCCAUGUGACACAGCUCACUAUGCUUUCUUAUCCUGUGUGGUGGGCACCUUAACAAUGGCAAUUUUUUUACGCAUUUCUUCAUUGCCAAAAAUUAUUUUACUUCUUUUUGUUACUGUUUUAUACAUAUUAGUUUUGGAACUCAGUGGAUACAGAAAAGCAGCAGGAAGGGGAUCUUUUUAUAUGCGAGGUUAUGAACCCAUUCUAGCCAUUUUGCUGUUUUCCUGUGCUUUGGCACUCCAUUCUAGACAGGUGGACAUGAAAUUACGCCUGGACUACCUCUGGGCUGUGCAGGCAGAAGAGGAGAGAGAUGACAUGGAGAGAGUCAAGCUGGAUAAUAAGAGAAUUCUCUUUAAUCUUCUGCCAGCACAUGUUGCACAGCACUUUCUUAUGUCAAAUCCAAGAAACAUGGAUCUUUAUUAUCAGUCUUACUCACAGGUUGGUGUGAUGUUUGCAUCCAUUCCUAAUUUUAAUGAUUUUUACAUUGAACUUGAUGGCAAUAAUAUGGGAGUGGAAUGUUUACGACUUUUAAAUGAAAUUAUUGCUGAUUUUGAUGAGCUCAUGGAAAAAGAAUGCUACAGAGACAUUGAAAAAAUCAAGACAAUUGGAAGUACAUACAUGGCAGCUGUAGGACUGGUUCCAACAACAGGAACAAAGGCAAAAAAAUCUAUUUAUUCUCACCUAAGCACAUUAGCAGAUUUUACUAUUGAAAUGUUUGAUGUUAUUGAUGAAAUCAACUAUCAGUCUUACAAUGAUUUUGUUCUCAGAGUGGGAAUAAAUGUUGGACCUGUUGUUGCAGGAGUUAUUGGUGCCCGACGCCCUCAGUAUGACAUCUGGGGCAACACAGUUAAUGUUGCCAGUAGAAUGGAUAGUACUGGGGUGCAGGGAAAAGUCCAGGUAACUGAAGAUGUCUAUCGAAUAUUAAAGAAAUGCAAUUAUGAAUUUGUUUGCCGAGGUAAAGUCAGUGUUAAAGGCAAAGGGGAGAUGUUAACGUACUUCCUUGAGGGAAAAGUUGAUGGAUCAAAUGCACAAACUCGAUCUCUAAACUUAGAACGCAAAAUGUACCCUUAUGGUAGAUCGAACAUUCAAACAAAGUUGGGCUUAAGUUGUCCAUCUGUAACACCUGCAACAAGUCUUUCUAGCCCAACUGUGGGUACACUUCAAGCUACAACAUCUCAUGCAAAUCAGACUCUUCAUUACCUUCCUUCUGUGCCUGCAGUUGAAGAGGCAUGAAACAAAAAAAAAUCUUCUUUGCGUCAUCCACAGUGAGCUGAAUGCCUGUUCUUGUAAUAAGAAAAUAAGGGAUAAAGAGAAGUCACAAAACCAAGGAUAAUUUAUCCAACCAAAGAGAACUAUGGGAACUGUAAGAAUGGAAAAACCAAGGGCUAACAAUUGUGUUAGGUGUUCAGGGAACAAGCCGUUGUGUUCCAAAUUCUAAUGGGAUUUGAGAAACCAAAUUCAAAGAUUGCAUAAUAGGAUUGAGUGUGUCUGUUGAAAAUAACAAUUUGAGGUAUAUAUCGGGAUGCAUUCAUUUAAGGUACUUAUUUAUUUUAAAUAUUAUCAAAAGAAUAAAGCAAACAUGUGAGUUUUUUUUGGUAGAUACAUUCAGUCUUAUGGGAUAAGUAACUUCCCUUCUUGAAUGUACUCUUUAUGUUUAAACAUCCACAGCUUUUGUAGCUGAAUUUUGGUACAACUCUCCUAGGACUUCCAUAUUUUGAUUUGAUAGGAGUUAACAUUUUUGAAGGUGCUAAUAUUUGAAAGUUGGAUCACUUUAAAUGUUUAAUACUGGAUAUUUUUGCACACAUUGGGUGAAGUUGUAAGGUAUUGUUCAGAUACAGACCAAUUUCAGAGAUAUAUUAAUUCAUGCUUUUUGCAUGUAACCUGUAUCUUUGCAUGAAGUAUAUUAUUGUAUAUCUACAGCAGCAAAUGAGGAAAACAAAGACUGGACUCAGGGGUUAUACAGAUAACUGAAAAAAACUUACACUAUGUAUUGUUAUUAUUUAGGUGAUUUAAAUAUAUUACAAGCACUGGUACCUGCACAAUUUUUGGAAUGUUUUUGAAGGUUUUUCAGUGUAACCCAUGGUUAAGUGUGACUCAUAGUAAAAAGAAUACAUACAUUGUAAUUAACAUAAUUUACUUUGCACAUAGUUCCAUGUGCAGCAUGAUUUUGAUUGCAAAGAAAUUCCAGUUAAGUCAUCCUCGUCUUAUUAAACCAGAAGGAGCGGUUAUUAAUUACUGUUUGUUUUGCAUAAAUGUAAAAGAUACAUUUUUUUCUCAGAGUACCUCUUAUGAAAACACAAUAGUUUUUUUGUAGGCUGAUUAUAUAUAUAUAUAUAU
This is a messenger RNA of Rana temporaria (common frog), 4965 nucleotides long. It is a transcript of the gene ADCY1, whose product is annotated as adenylate cyclase 1. NCBI's taxonomy places the organism in Eukaryota, Metazoa, Chordata, Amphibia, Anura, Ranidae. The record is from RefSeq and is a predicted model, not a curated record. The transcript is spliced from 20 exons. The coding region runs from base 496 to 3861 and encodes 1121 amino acids. Gene Ontology annotation, cellular component: plasma membrane. Gene Ontology annotation, biological process: intracellular signal transduction; adenylate cyclase-activating G protein-coupled receptor signaling pathway; cAMP biosynthetic process. Gene Ontology annotation, molecular function: adenylate cyclase activity.